UCACGCUCCGCUUGCGUGCUGAUUCCGGGUCAGAGGUCGGGCGUAGCUUGGGUCAUGGUGCAGCUCAGGCCGCGCGCGUCCCGCGCCCCGGUGUCGGCGUCGGCGAUGGUGGACGAGGGCCAGCCCACCUCGGAGGAGGAGGCGGAGCACGGCCUGUUGCUCGGGCAGCCGAGCAGCGGCGCGGCUGCCGAGCCGCUGGAGGAAGACGAGGAAGGGGACGAUGAGCUUGACGACGAGGCCCCGGAGGAGCUGACUUUCGCCAGCGCCCAGGCGGAAGCGAAAGAAGAGGAGCGGCGAGUUCGCGAGACCGUGCGCAGGGAUAAAACGCUUCUGAAGGAGAAGAGGAAGCGACGCGAGGAGUUGUUCAUCGAACAGAAGAAAAGAAAACUUCUUCCAGAUACUAUUCUAGAGAAGUUAACUACAGCUUCACAAACUAGUGUGAAGAAAUCACCGGCAAAGUUGAAAGAAGUUAAUUUGCAAAAGAAAAAUGAAGAAUGUGAGAAAGGAAGUGACUCUAAGAAAGCUAAAGAAAAAGUGCAAAAAGUACAGACUGUUGGCCAGAAUAAAAGCUACUUGGCUGUAAGGCUAAAAGACCAAGAUUUGAGAGAUUCAAGGCAAGAAGCAGCCAAAGCCUUCAUACAAAAUUGUUUAUAUGGUCCUGGAACCAACAGAACUACUGUGAACAAGUUCCUGUCUCUUGACAGCAAGAGGUUACCGGUGAAAAAGGCCGCAGCCCAGUUUUUGAAUAAUGCUUGGGGAUCCCAGAAAAAACAAAAUGCCAAGAGGUUUAGAAGACGUUGGAUGGUCAGAAAGAUGAAAACUUCUAAGAAGUAAAUCAAAGCUAAAUGAAGAAUGAGUACUUUGUCAAUUGACGUUACCAAAGAAAACGGCACCAGGUUUUCGGUACAAGUUUCACUGAUGGAUUCUUCCCCUUCUGGGAACAGGACCCAACAGAGGCUGCCGAAUCCUUUCCACGGCAUGUUGGUGAAUGUCAUUUGGGUUGGUAAGGGAGCAGGUGGUGAGGGUGACCAUGAGAGACCACUGAGCCAAACGACCCUAUAAUCUGAGGAGUUAAUUUACAAUUGAUAGGAUAAACAUUUGUAAAAAUCACCAUUAAAUGAAAGUUUUCAGGGUCCUACAUACCAGACAUGUCAGACAGCUGUAGUACAAAUGUUAACCAUCAUCAAAAUUCAUUCUUUGCCAGAAAUGAGAAAUUGAACUAAUGAUAAAAGUGACCAAACCCAUAGAAGCUGAUAACUCCUCCUUGUGUGGAGGUGUCCAAAUUUUAAUUUUAUGCAGAUUCCCAGUUAGUAAAAUUACUAAUCAGUCCUUGUAGGCACAGCUGGCAACAGGGCAAGAACAGUGAUCCAGGGCUGGUUAAGGCUCCAUGUGGGUUGGUUCUGAGGCCGCACAUGGCGGUGGGAGAAAGAGAAGUUCCGGAAGGGAUGAGGCAGAAAUAAAGGGAGCAGGUUCCGGACUUAAAGGUGUAAGGGGAGGUGACACAGGAUGAAGAAUAUUAGAAUACAGAUACGCAAGAAAAGAUGCACACGCUGGUGAAAAGUGGUCUGUGGGUUAAGAUUAUUCAAGUACUAGCUGUUCUCUGGCAAGACGCUAUUCAGCUAAAUUCUGAUUGUGAUACAUUUUUUUGUCAACUCUAAGCAGGAAUGACUUUAUAAACUAACUCUGCCUCAACUAGAAUCAAGAACAAUUUAAUUUUUACACAAAAUCAACAUAACAGAAUAAACAAUGAAAAGGAAACCAUCCUUUCAAAAAUCUCUCUUGAAGGUUCACAGGGAAGUAACCUUGCUCAGAGGUAAGCACUUCAUUACAGUUUUAUUUUGGCCAAGGGAGGCACAUCUGUAAGCAUCUUUAAAUUUUUUUAGCAUAUGAAACUCACAGGAAUUACAUACAAUAUAACUUUAAGCACUAUUUAGAGAUGAAGCUAUAUAAUAUAGCACAGUAUUUAUAAAUAUGCACACAUACACCCACAGCAGUAAGUCUCAUUACUUUUGCAGGAAUUAUAUACAUUUAAUAUAGUUUAAGCACUGUUUACAGCUGAACUACAUAAUACAUGGCACAAUAUGUAAGAACACACACAUCCUGGAUAAUGGUCCUAAGCAAUUUACUACUGAAAAUUUUAAUUCCCCUGGAGAACCCAAGAUUUUUAACUGUCAUAAGAAAACUUUUCACUUUUCAAAAAUUCCUUCCAAGUCUGAGUGUUUACCUAGAUACAAAGCAAUUAGGGCUUCAUGAUUACCUAUAAUGUAGUCAUUUCAAAAAGACAAUUAUAGUAAACCAUUAUUUGCCCUACAAUCCCAGCACUGCUACUAAGUACACUUACUUUUACCAGUAAAGCUAAAAGAAUUUCGUAUAACCAAAGAAAAUACACAUUACCCAAAGAAAAUUCACAUUGAAUUUGUAUAAGAAAAGUAUUAACACAAAAAAACACUACUACUAUUCCAGAACUUCAGUAUUAGACCAUAACACCAUGAAUUAAUAAUGAAUUUCAGAAGGACAAAGCAGAUAAAGGCCCAAACAUGAAUACUUUUAAAUUGCUUCCUUUACAUUCCAGCCACAUGAGCCUUGGCCUUCACUCCAAGUCUCUCUGUGUGACACUGAUCCCAUCUAUCUAAGAUUGUUUCAGACAUAAACCUAACAGGGCCAAACAGCACAGAACAGACUUCUAAACUGGUAGUCCCCAUUUUUCUUGAGGAAUUACAUUCUAAAAAGGUGAAAAAUCGCUCUCAUCUAAACUACCUCUGAGAAAAAUUGCCCAGAUAUGAAAAGUUUUCUGUAAACGAUCAACCCUAUAGUUUAUAUAUAAACGCACAAAAUGUGCAGUUACCGAAUUCAUAUAAAAAGUAUUUGUUCAGGGGACUUCCCUGGUGGCUCAGUGGUUAAGAAUCCACCUGCCAAUGCAGGGGACACGGGUUCGAUCCCUGGUCCGGGAGGAUCCCACAUGCCACGGAGCAACUAAGCACAUGCGCCACAGCUACUGAGCCUGCGCUCUGGAGCCCGCGAGCCACAACUAUUGAAGCCUGUGCGCCUGGAGCCCGUGCUCCGCAACAAGAGAAGCCGCUGCAGUGAGAAGCCCGCGCACCACAACGAAGAGUAGCCCCCACUUGCCGCAACUAGAGAAAGCCCACAUGCAGCAAUGAAGACCCAACGCAGCCAUAAAUAAAUAAAGAUUAA
Messenger RNA from Balaenoptera ricei (Rice's whale), 3192 nucleotides. It is a transcript of the gene NOL7, whose product is annotated as nucleolar protein 7. Lineage: Eukaryota; Metazoa; Chordata; Mammalia; Artiodactyla; Balaenopteridae. Gene Ontology annotation, molecular function: RNA binding. The record is from RefSeq and is a predicted model, not a curated record. Bases 55 to 834 code for a protein of 259 amino acids. The transcript is spliced from 9 exons. Gene Ontology annotation, cellular component: nucleus.